Oppiella nova is the source of this 3525-nucleotide messenger RNA. NCBI's taxonomy places the organism in Eukaryota, Metazoa, Arthropoda, Arachnida, Sarcoptiformes, Oppiidae. The record is from the annotation of a GenBank genome assembly.
AAAGUAUUGUGCGUUUCGUUCAAUGGUUUGUCACUUCAUUUGAUUCACGCAUUCAUCUCAAGAUUAGUUACCAUUCAAUGGAUAACAAGAAGAAGGGCUUUGGUUUUGGGAACAAAGGCAACGCCAAGCCGUUCACCAAAACCAAGACUUUUAACACGAAUUCAAAGCCGACGGAUGCGUUGCCGCCGAAAAAGUUUCGGCAAAACGAUGACAACGACGACGACUUAGAUGACCAGACAAUGGAUGAGGACAUGGACUUCAUGUCGCAGGAGAUGCUCGACGAAGACAUGGAUGCGGCGGAUGACAUGUUGUCGGCGCCGGAAACCACUUCAACCAACACUCGAUGGUGUCGUCCCAAUAGGGAUGACGUGAAUGCGGACACCGACGACAUUGUCUUCCAGCAGAUAGACAUUGACUCAUAUGUGGGACCCGUUAGACAGGGAAUGCCCGGACCCGUGGACGGCGAGGCGCCCAUUAUGCGGAUGUUUGGGGUGACAGAGAAAGGGGUAUCCAUUAUGUGUCACAUCCAUGGCUUCGCCCCCUAUUUCUAUAUCCCGGCGCCCAUUGGUUUCAAGAAAGACGGCUGUCAGCAGUUUAUGGAGAAAUUGAAUAAAUAUGUCAUUCAAGACAUGCGAUCCAAUGACGGCAUUGAGAACGCGGUUCUGGCGGUCGAGUUGAUCCAAAAGCAGUCCAUUUAUGGAUAUCGCGGUUACGAUAAAAUACCGUUCAUUAAGAUAACGAUGUGUUUGCCGCGACUCAUCGCACCGGCCGCUCGUAUUUUGUCCAAUAAUAGCGCCUUCUCUUCGGAAGGUCUUCAGUCAUACGAGAGUAACAUUGAUUUCGACAUCCGGUUUAUGGUGGACACGCAUGUCGUCGGUUGCAAUUGGAUUGAACUGCCGGCCGGCGCCUACACCAUACGGCCCGCCGAUGAAAUGGUCUCUCGCUGUCAACUCGAAGUGGACAUCGCUUACAACAAAUUCAAGUCAUACCAACCGGAAGGCCAGUGGUCUAAAAUAGCGCCCUUUCGUGUACUAAGCUUUGACAUCGAGUGCGCCGGAAGGAAAGGUGUCUUCCCGGAGCCAGAGAUGGAUCCUGUCAUCCAAAUCGCGAAUUACGUGAUAAGACAGGGAGAGAAGGAUCCGAUCAUUAAAGUGAUCUUUACUCUCAAGGAUUGCGCGCCAAUUGUCGGACACGAAGUCAAGUGUUUCGACGACGAGAAGAAGUUACUGAACGCGUGGGCAGACUUUGUCCGCGAAUGUGAUCCCGAUUUGAUCACCGGUUAUAACAUACAGAACUUUGAUUUGGGAUAUCUUAUAGAUAGGGCUAAACAUAUAAAGUGUAAUACAUUUGCCUUUUUGGGACGAAUCAAGAAAAGUCAGACAAAAGUGCGAAAAGCGAUCCUUCAGUCCAAACAAAUGGGGAAACGAGAGAACAAAAUGAUUAACAUUGAGGGGAGGGUUCAGUUCGACCUCCUGUUGGUCUUAUUGCGCGACUAUAAGCUAAGGUCUUAUACGUUGAAUGCCGUGAGUUAUCACUUCCUACAGGAGCAGAAAGAGGACGUUCACCACUCCAUCAUUACUGACCUGCAGAACGGAACCGAUCAAACCCGCAAACGUCUGGCCGUCUACUGUCUUAAAGACGCCUUACUUCCACUGAAACUCAUUGACAAACUCAUGUGUAUUAUUAAUUACAUGGAAAUGGCGAGAGUGACGGGCGUUCCCCUGUCCUACCUCUUGACCAGAGGUCAACAGAUUAAAGUCAUCUCACAGUUACUGCGCAAAGCCUUAGAACAGGACCUAUUGAUGCCGUCCCUAAAGCCAGAUCAGGGCGACGACUUCACUGGUGCUCUCGUUAUCGAACCCGUGAGAGGCUAUUACGGGGUUCCGAUCGCAACCCUCGACUUUGCCUCUCUAUACCCGUCUAUUAUGAUGGCUCACAACCUCUGCUACACAACACUUCUUAACCCCAAAAAGCUUAACGAAUUGAAUGAAAGCCAAUACAUCCGAACGCCUGCCGGAAGUUAUUUCGUUAAAUCCGAUCUAAGGAAAGGUCUUUUGCCUGAAAUCUUAGAGGACUUAUUGAUGGCCAGAAAGAAGGCUAAAGAAGAUCUCAAGAAAGAGACGGAUCCGUUGAAACGCAAAGUGUUGGACGGCAGACAAUUGGCUUUGAAAAUCAGCGCCAACUCUGUGUACGGGUUCACUGGCGCACAGGUCGGCAAACUUCCCUGUCUUGACAUUUCGCAGAGUGUGACCGCAUUCGGCCGAAUGAUGAUCGAUAUGACCAAAACGUGUGUCGAAGACUUGUAUACAGUGGCCAACGGCUACCCCAAAGACGCUCAAGUGAUAUACGGAGACACGGAUUCAGUUAUGGUUAACUUCGGUGUGGAAACAGUGGCCGAAGCCAUGAAAUUGGGUCAACAGGCGGCCAUUGAGAUCACAAAGAAGUUUAUAAAUCCCAUAAAACUGGAGUUCGAAAAGGUGUACUUCCCUUAUCUGCUCAUUAAUAAGAAACGAUACGCCGGCCUCUACUGGACUCGACCCGAAAAACACGACAAAAUGGACUGCAAGGGCAUUGAGACCGUUCGCAGAGACAACUGUCCACUCGUGGCGAAUAUGAUUAACAAAUGUCUUCAGAAGAUUCUAAUUGACCGCAACCCUAACGGUGCCGUCGAUUUUGCCAAACAAACCAUUUCUGACUUACUCUGCAAUCGCGUCGAUAUUUCGAACCUAAUUAUCACUAAAGAGUUGACCAAAAGUGAUGGCGAGUAUGCGGCCAAACAGGCGCACGUGGAACUGGCCAACCGAAUGGCCAAACGGGACGCCGGGUCCGCCCCUAAACUCGGCGACAGAGUUCCGUUUGUGAUCAUCGCUGCCGCCAAAGGGACGCCCGCUUACCAGAAAUCUGAGGACCCGUUGUAUGUGUUGGAGAAUAGCAUUCCAAUCGACACCCAAUACUAUCUCGAGAAUCAAUUGUCUAAACCUUUGAUGAGAAUAUUUGAGCCCAUCUUUAAAGAGAAGACUGAAUCCGUUCUUUUAAGAGGAGAUCACACCCGCACUAAGACAGUGGUCACGUCAAAGGUGGGCGCUCUCGCCAAGUUUACUAGUAAACGCGAGACUUGUAUUAAAUGCAAGACUCCGCUCAAAGACGACAAUUUAGCCACUUGUGACUACUGUGUCGACUUUGAGGACCAACUCUAUCAGGUAGAGAUACAAAAGCUCAAUGAAAUGGAGGUUAAGUUCAAUAAGUUGUGGACACAGUGUCAGAGAUGUCAGGGAAGUCUGAUGGAGGAAGUGAUCUGCACGAGCUGUGAUUGUCCCAUAUUUUAUAUGCGGAAAAAGAUUAAAAUAGAGUUAUCCGAUCAGCAAAAGGUCAUUAAACGCUUCGGUGUUCCCGAGUGGUAGACCACACCAUCCCAUCCCUCCAACAACUUUUCAUGAAUUGUUUGAAUAAUUUUUAUAUUAAUUAUUUAAAUGAAAAUUAUUGAUUUUCUUGAUUUUAUAUUUGUAAACUAAUUGACAGUACUGC